GGGAACUCUUUCCCUCAACCCCAACGAAAAGCCAUGUCUUAACAAAUGGGAUAAAUGUAUACUAUGAAAAACAAUUUAUGGUAUUUGUUUUUAAUUUUUUUGGAUGAAUUUUGAGUUUAUACAAUGGCAGAAAUGUUUGUAAAUCACGAGACCGCCAGCUCAUAGCAGAGGCCGUCUCUCCCUCUCUCUGUCUCUCUCUCUCUCUCAUCCUCCCCCAAAGUUUCCAAUCAGAUCCAUCCACCACCCACCACCACAUUGCUCCUAAUUUCAACUCUUCCGCCGUUGAUGCGGUUGUUUUGAUCCAUCUUGACGUUGUUUUGAUCGGAGUGAUAAUUCUAACGACUAUUUUUACGGUGGAAAUUUGUCUUUGAAGAUCCCCGACUCGCAUUCCGGUUCUUGAUUCCCUGCGAAAAAUGGUGAGCGAAGAGCUCGCAGAGAUCGAGGGCCAGAUUCAAGAUUUAUUUCGAGCUCUAUCGAAUGGAUUUCAAAAAUUGGAGAAAAUUAAGGACUCCAGCCGGCAAAGCAGGCAGCUGGAGGAGCUUACCGAUAAGAUGCGCGAAUGUAAGAGGCUUAUUAAAGAGUAUGACCGAGAACUCAAAGACGCAGACUACAAAAAUGACCCUAGUACAAACAAGAUGCUUAAUGAGAAAAAGCAAUCAAUGAUCAAAGAGUUGAACUCAUAUGUCGCUCUCAAGAAAAAGUAUUCAAGUAGUCUUGAACACAAGCGAGUGGAUCUCUUCGAGGGCCCGGGUGAAGGAUUUGCAGAAGAUAAUGUGCUGCUUGCUUCAAAUAUGACAAAUCAGCAGCUGCUGGAUCAUGGAAAUAACAUGAUGGAUGAGACUGAUCAAGCCAUUGACAGAGCUAAAAAGGUUGUUCACGAGACCAUUAAUGUUGGAACAGAGACUGCUGCCGCACUCAAAGCUCAGACUGAACAAAUGAGCAGAAUCGUGAAUGAGCUGGAUUCAAUCCAUUUUUCAAUUAAGAAGGCCUCAAAGCUAGUUAAGGAAAUUGGUAGGCAGGUUGCAACUGAUCGGUGUAUCAUGGCUCUCCUAUUCCUUAUUGUUGUUGGCGUCAUAGCUAUCAUUAUUGUGAAGAUUGUGAACCCAAAUAACAAAGAUAUUCGAGAUAUACCAGGAUUAGCUCCACCGGCACCUACUCGGAAACUUCUAUGGAUUUCUAAUUGAGGAAUGUUGAUAUAUUGUUACCAAUUACCUGGAUUUUGAUUGGACGAAACGAGAAGAAAAUUGAUGGUUACCAUCAAUCACAUAUUUUUCAGGUGGCGGCUUCCAUAAUUUUUAUCAACAUUUUUCUCAAAUAUUUAUUUCUUUAUCAUUUGCUUGAGGAAUAUUCGGUGUAUAUGCGGUUGGCAUUCUUUAUAUGUGUAUUUGUUUAUGUGUUGUGUCAUUAGAUGAUGAUUCAUGAAUCGAUCGAAACAACACAGUUUCACUUUGAUGGCUA
Messenger RNA from Salvia miltiorrhiza (redroot sage), 1458 nucleotides. Its product is annotated as novel plant SNARE 11-like. Gene Ontology annotation, molecular function: SNAP receptor activity; SNARE binding. Lineage: Eukaryota; Viridiplantae; Streptophyta; Magnoliopsida; Lamiales; Lamiaceae. Gene Ontology annotation, cellular component: late endosome membrane; SNARE complex; ER to Golgi transport vesicle membrane. The transcript has 10 exons. Bases 414 to 1184 code for a protein of 256 amino acids. Gene Ontology annotation, biological process: retrograde vesicle-mediated transport, Golgi to endoplasmic reticulum; vesicle fusion. The record is from RefSeq and is a predicted model, not a curated record.